CUAGUCACGUCGUACACCCGCUCGACCGUUCAUGUACGACUUCAUGAGGCAUCUGCACGAACUACUCCUUGUACUCGGCCGUGUGGUGUAUGGCUUGGAGGCGGAUGCGGUUGAUCUUUUUAUUCGCUAAGCCCUGCAUGGCGUCUCGCAGCUGUAGCGGAUUGUCUGUUGGCUCCGCAGCCUUCAAUGUCUUGUACUGCACUAGAGAACGUAUAACUCGCGGGUUCCGGCAGCCCUACAGCCGACACACGGUGGGAAGUGGGACCGUUAAUUACGGUCGAACAGACGGAUACACCGUAAGAGUACAGGCACCCCGAUGCGUGAUACGAUCCCGUCGUUGGCAGCCAAAUCGUCGCCAUGCAUCGCGUCGGUCAACAUGCCCAGACCCUUCGGUGCGGCCAGAUCAUUCUUGCUCCGGUAUCCGACAUUCGCUUUGCAAAUGACCGUCACGUCAACCUGACCGCAUUGCGGCACUUCUAUAACAGUUCUCACCGUCCUGGACCACGAAGACGAAUCGCGCGUGAAGUACCCGGCAUCCUCCACGACCUGAAGCCGCCAGCUCGCGAUCAGGUGUUGGGUCGCACUGAAAGCCACGACACCGCCGACGAGGGACCGAUUCCCUCGACGUUGGCUUCAAGCUGACCACGCUAACAUAGCAGCGGAUCGUGUGGAGAGACUGUGG
This is a messenger RNA of Fomitopsis serialis, 682 nucleotides long. RefSeq lists its product as uncharacterized. NCBI's taxonomy places the organism in Eukaryota, Fungi, Basidiomycota, Agaricomycetes, Polyporales, Fomitopsidaceae. Bases 90 to 443 code for a protein of 117 amino acids. The record is from RefSeq and is a predicted model, not a curated record. The transcript is spliced from 4 exons.